CCGAUGACAGUCUUUUCUAUAAAAGACUUUAUGAAGAAUUAUCACCAUUUUCGUGUGUUAGAAUGUUGAAUUCUACAGGGGUCAUUGGAUGUCAAUCAUUAAAACCAGUAACUGGACUAUUAUAUCCAAUAAAUACUGCUGACGAUAUUAAAACAUUUAUUGGACGAGACUUGAAUGGCAAAUUUGCUGUUGUUAUGCCUUAUGAGUUGAUGAAAAU
This is a messenger RNA of Racocetra persica, 217 nucleotides long. The record is from the annotation of a GenBank genome assembly. Lineage: Eukaryota; Fungi; Glomeromycota; Glomeromycetes; Diversisporales; Gigasporaceae.